UUGGCAGCGCAUAUCUACAAUCAACUCCAUCGACAAGGUUAUUGCCGUAAUUAUGAAUACAAGCGCCAACAAUGACGCACAAAUUACGAUUUUAAACGUAACCAACUUGAAUGCGAUUGGGACUGUUAUUGUCGUCAUGUUGCAAGCGUGAAUGUCAAACUUAUGUAAAUCAGUUGUCAGUUUUGGUCAAAUUCGGAGCCGAGAGUGGAAGUAGUUUUAAUAAAUUUGUAGAAUAACCGGGUGGUGUACACCCUCCUCUUGAUGGUAGGUGUUUUUUUUCACUUCUUAUAACCAAAAAAAUCACAAUGCCCCAAAAACGUCUCGCGGGCAUCAACCCCAAAACAAACGGUUACGUUGCCCGUAAAAGAAAACCGAAAUUGACGAGAAAGUCAGUACUGAAAAUGUUGGCGGUAAUGGAGGCGUCCCGGAAUAACAAUCCUCCGGUUCCCAAGGACGAAUCAACUCCUCCAACCCCGAAUUCGGAGGAUGCCAGACCUCAGGAUUUUUUACAAUCAGGAAGAACGGGAAGACGAAAUGCUUUGGCAAAUAUACUGGGAGAACACGCUAUUGUGACCAGUUCCGACUUGCCGGCACAAUUAGAAGCACUCACCACGAAAGACACGACGGAAAACUCCGACAAAAACGAAGCGAGUACAAGCAAAAGCUGAAGAAUUAUCAUGUGACAAACGGCAGUUUUUAAACAAUUAGUCCAAAAGACUAAGCAAGGAGGGAAGUACAAGUAUUUAUUUCGCAAAUUAGUUUCGUUAAGUGUUCAACACGUAAUCUCCGUUUUUAAGGCCUAGAAUACUCAGUCUUAGGUAUCAUAUACCUCUCGUAGUCAAUUAUAAAGGAAUUCAAACUAAUUUGGAUCUGGACCGUUGAUCUGUUGCUUGCAUAAAAAACUGUAGUCCAAGGCUAAUGCAAAACUUUAUUAAUCAAAAUUUUCGAAUAGGGACUAAUCUGGCCAAUUGGGCUACACGUUUUAUUUAUAAGAUAGGCCUGAUUUAUUUAUUUAGCAACGAUACUUGUGAUAUUAUUUAUUUCAAAAGUAACUAGUGUUAGUGUGAUAGUUGUUUUCUUGUUAAUUUAUUUUCUUAUUUAAUACGCUGAAAUUAAGCGUUUCGGGGGACGGAAUCUUGUUGUAUACUGCUCAAAUCGUAAUUGAAGAGCAGUGCACCUAGUCAUUAAAAUUAUCGCAUCAAAAUUGUCAAUACUAUAUUUGUAUAGAAACACAAUAAAUUCAUUGAA
Tribolium madens (black flour beetle) is the source of this 1248-nucleotide messenger RNA. RefSeq names its product cAMP-dependent protein kinase inhibitor beta-like. The record is from RefSeq and is a predicted model, not a curated record. Gene Ontology annotation, biological process: negative regulation of cAMP-dependent protein kinase activity. Gene Ontology annotation, cellular component: nucleus; cytoplasm. Gene Ontology annotation, molecular function: cAMP-dependent protein kinase inhibitor activity. The coding region runs from base 306 to 668 and encodes 120 amino acids. The transcript is spliced from 2 exons. NCBI's taxonomy places the organism in Eukaryota, Metazoa, Arthropoda, Insecta, Coleoptera, Tenebrionidae.